Molecule: messenger RNA, 2310 nt
Organism: Effrenium voratum
Lineage: Eukaryota; Dinophyceae; Suessiales; Symbiodiniaceae
Source: the annotation of a GenBank genome assembly
AGGUGCAGCUGGUUCGUCAGCAGCUUGGCUGCAGCUCCAAAGAUGCCCUGAGCCUCAUCAUGCGGAAGCAGCAGCGCAAGAAGAGUGGCGAUGAAAGUCCAACGCGAGGUUCGCUUUUCCAACCCUGCGCUUACCCUGGCGCCGAAAAGGAGAACACUCCCAGCAACGUGCAACGCGCCAAUUCAGCGAAGAAGCUGCAAACGGAGGUGGAUGAGGCUGACAUUGACGUGCGCUGCUCGAUCCUUUCUGUGCAAGAGGAGAAAGGGGCAGUUCUGGCCGUGACGAAGAAUAGUGGGUUGCACGAGUUCGCCCUGGACCGUGUCUUCGGCGAGCACACUGCCCAGCAGGAUGUGUACAACAGGGCCGCAAAACGCCUUGUUAUGGAGUUCUUGAAUGGCACAAGCGCAAGCAUCAUUUGCUAUGGCCAGACGGCCAGUGGAAAGACCCACACGAUGUUCGGUCCGCACGGCCUGGAUUUCACCGCGGGUGAUCUUCGAGGCUUGGUGCCACGAACUUGCGCAGAGGUCUUGGAGGCUGUGGCGCGGUGGCGGCACCGGGGCCUCGAGGUGCGUCUCUCUGCGAGCUACGUGGAGCUUUAUGGCAGCGAGGUCUCAGAUCUGCUUCGUGAGGGCCAGGUGGUGGGGCAAGGCCGCGAGGGCCGCUACGCGGCGGUGCGUGCCACGGACCGCGUUGGGCAUCGGUACGUGCUGGACGGGCACACUGAGUGGAACAUCAGGUCGCUGGAAGAGCUCCGAGAGCUUCUGCAGCACGGCGACGAGGCGAAACGAAGGGCGGCCACCGCCAUGAACGAGCGGUCCACGCGAGCGCACACUGUCUUCGUGCUGUCCCUGACCGUGCCGCAAAGAGAGGAAGGGAAGCAGGUGCCACCGAGGAGGAGUCGAUUCUAUUUUGCCGACCUGGGCGGUUCAGAGCAACUCUCUAAGAGCAAGGUGGAUGCUGGCGUCAAGGCCCCGGUGACGGUGGUGGGCGGCGAGGAACAGAGCCGCCUCAGUUGGCGGGAGUACUACCUCGCCCGCCAGCGGGUGGCCGAGACGUUGAACAUCAACAUGGGCCUCUUCUCCUUGAAGAGGGUCAUCGAGGUGCUGCACAGGCGCUGCCGCAUGGCCGGCGAGGGCGUGCCAAGCCACGCGCUGCCGUAUGUGCCGUACCAGGACUCCAAACUCACGAUGUUGCUGCAAGAGGCUUUGGGCGGUGGCGCACGCACCCUGAUCAUAACCACCAUCAGCAUGGACACUGCCCACUCAGAGGAGUCCUUGCAGACCUUGCGCUUCGGAGAGACCUGCGCCCAGGUUCAGAAGACGAGGGAGGCUGACCAGGCGGCAUCAGUCACGCUGGCCUUGGACAAGAUUGAGCAGGAAAUCCAGGCGCUCCAGGCGGAGAUCGCCCGCAAGGAGCGCUGGGAGACGGUGUUCACCAGGCGCCAGGACUUGGAUACGGUGGCCGGCGCCUUUGGCGAGGGACAAACCGUGGAGCGUGAGGAGGUGGUUCCCACCAGCGUGCUGGUGGGGGCUGAGGCUGAGCGCGAGCAGCUGGAGAAGGUCCUCCAGCGGCAGGCGGAGCUACAGGGCCUUUGCAAAUCCCUGGACUUUGGCAAGGACUACCGCAGCAUGCAGGCCGACGCUAUCCAAGGAGAUCUUGAUGGUGGUAAGGGCCACGACUUCCGUGAGAGCCGCUUUAGCGCUCGCACCAAAGCCAAAGACUUUGAAGAUGAGGCGGUGCUGGCAGACGCGUUGCGCUUCCUCUUCCGCAGCUGCCGAGAGGCAACAGCCGUCUUCGGCGAGCAGAAAGCGCGACGCCGCCUGGAGCGUAGUGAGAUCCCGGAAGGCUACCACUUGGUGGCGCGUGCCAUGCGCCAAGUCUGGGAGGAGCGGCUAGAAGAGGGCCAGGAGCACCGAAGCUUCGGCAAGGCCAUGCUGGACCGCUGUACAGCUUGGAGGGCGGCCUUCAAAGCCGAUGCAUCCAGCAGAGAUGCAGCGCUUUCCGACCUCGUCCGAGAAUGCAGGCUACCAGCACAGGGCUACUGAGACUGGAAGGCCUGCGCGCCGGGCGGACGUCACCUGCCAGGCACUUUGUUCGCACCUCUCCAAGAAGUGAGUGAGUCAAAUCUCGCACUGACUUAGUUCGCGGCUUCAUGACGCUUUCCAAUUCGCGGCUUCAUUCGCUCGGAAGCGCAUGGUGCCUGAAGAAUGCCUGUACAGUAUGGACCCCUUGAUUCCUCCGCCUUCGCGGUAUCGUCCAUACAGUACCGGACUAUACCGGACUGCAAUUGCCACGUCCGCCAGUUUAACA